Molecule: messenger RNA, 3499 nt
Organism: Capra hircus (goat)
Lineage: Eukaryota; Metazoa; Chordata; Mammalia; Artiodactyla; Bovidae
Gene: CACNB1
Product: calcium voltage-gated channel auxiliary subunit beta 1
Exons: 14
Coding region: 195-2126 (643 amino acids)
Biological process (GO): neuromuscular junction development; regulation of voltage-gated calcium channel activity; chemical synaptic transmission
Cellular component (GO): voltage-gated calcium channel complex
Molecular function (GO): high voltage-gated calcium channel activity; protein binding
Source: RefSeq, a predicted model, not a curated record
CAGGGGCGGAGGAGGCGGCGGCAGCAGAGGAGAGAGCGGGAGGAGGGAGGGAACGCAGGAAGAGGGCAACCGAAGGCCGGGCCAGGUGGCUGGACCGGGUGCUGGCUACGCUGCUCUCGGUUCCGACGGCCUCUCUCAUGCGUUGAGGGCGCCCGGCUGGGCCGGGCCGGCGGCCGGAGGGAAGGCUCCUCUCCAUGGUCCAGAAGACCAGCAUGUCCCGGGGCCCUUACCCAUCCUCCCAGGAGAUCCCCAUGGAGGUCUUCGACCCCAGCCCACAGGGCAAAUACAGCAAGAGGAAAGGGCGGUUCAAAAGGUCGGAUGGGAGCACAUCCUCGGAUACAACAUCCAACAGCUUUGUCCGCCAGGGCUCAGCAGAGUCCUACACCAGCCGUCCGUCGGACUCUGACGUGUCUCUGGAGGAGGACCGGGAAGCCUUAAGGAAGGAGGCAGAGCGUCAGGCGUUAGCCCAGCUAGAGAAAGCCAAGACCAAGCCAGUGGCAUUUGCUGUGCGGACAAAUGUCGGCUACAACCCAUCUCCAGGGGAUGAGGUGCCUGUGCAGGGAGUGGCCAUCACCUUCGAGCCUAAGGACUUCCUGCACAUCAAAGAGAAAUACAAUAAUGACUGGUGGAUCGGGCGACUGGUGAAGGAGGGCUGUGAGGUUGGCUUCAUCCCCAGCCCUGUCAAACUGGACAGCCUGCGCCUGCUGCAGGAACAGAAGCUGCGCCAGAACCGCCUCAGCUCCAGCAAAUCAGGUGACAACUCCAGCUCCAGCCUGGGAGACGUGGUGACUGGCACCCGCCGCCCCACGCCCCCUGCUAGUGGUAAUGAAAUGACUAACUUAGCCUUUGAACUAGACCCCCUAGAGUUAGAGGAUGAGGAGGCAGAGCUCGGGGAGCAGAGCGGCUCUGCUAAGACUAGUGUUAGCAGUGUCACUACCCCGCCGCCCCACGGCAAGCGCGUCCCCUUCUUCAAGAAGACAGAACACGUGCCCCCUUAUGAUGUGGUACCUUCCAUGAGGCCCAUUAUCCUGGUGGGACCGUCGCUCAAGGGCUAUGAGGUUACAGAUAUGAUGCAGAAAGCUUUAUUUGACUUCUUGAAGCAUCGGUUUGAUGGCAGGAUCUCCAUCACUCGUGUGACAGCGGACAUUUCCCUGGCUAAGCGAUCAGUCCUUAACAACCCCAGCAAACACAUCAUCAUUGAGCGUUCCAACACACGCUCCAGCCUGGCUGAGGUUCAGAGCGAGAUCGAGCGGAUCUUUGAGCUAGCCCGAACCCUUCAGUUGGUUGCUCUGGACGCUGACACCAUCAACCAUCCAGCCCAGCUCUCCAAGACCUCACUGGCCCCCAUCAUUGUUUACAUCAAGAUCACCUCUCCUAAGGUUCUUCAGAGGCUCAUCAAGUCUCGAGGGAAGUCUCAGUCCAAACACCUCAACGUCCAAAUAGCGGCCUCAGAGAAACUGGCGCAGUGUCCCCCUGAGAUGUUUGACAUCAUCCUGGAUGAGAACCAAUUGGAGGACGCCUGCGAGCACUUGGCAGAGUACUUGGAAGCCUAUUGGAAGGCUACACACCCGCCCAGCAGCACUCCGCCCAAUCCGCUGCUGAACCGCACCAUGGCUACUGCAGCCCUGGCUGCCAGCCCUGCCCCUGUCUCCAACCUCCAGGGACCCUACCUUGCUUCCGGGGACCAGUCGCUGGAACGGGCCACGGGGGAGCACGCCAGUGUGCACGAGUACCCGGGAGAGCUGGGCCAGCCCCCAGGCCUUUACCCCAGCAGCCACCCGCCAGGCCGGGCGGGCACCCUGCGGGCACUGUCCCGCCAAGACACGUUUGAUGCCGACACCCCUGGCAACCGAAACUCUGCCUACACGGAGCUGGGAGACUCGUGUGUGGACAUGGAGACUGACCCCUCCGAGGGGCCAGGGCUUGGAGACCCUGCAGGGGGCAGCACCCCACCAGCCCGACAGGGAUCCUGGGAGGAUGAGGAAGAAGACUAUGAAGAGGAGCUGACCGACAACCGGAACCGCGGCCGGAAUCAGGCCCGCUACUGCGCGGAGGGCGGGGGCCCAGUUCUGGGGCGCAACAAGAACGAGCUGGAGGGUUGGGGGCGGGGUGUCUACAUCCGCUGAGGGGCAGGGGCUACACAGUGGGAGGAAGGGCUCUUGAGCCCAAGAGAGGGGAGGGACAGGGGGGCUCACCACGGAGGUGUAUCUUGCCUCCAGGGGGCGCUGUCUCCCUCCUUUCGGAUGCCUUUGCUCAGAUUGGGGUUUCUUAGGUGGUAACCUUCCACCCAGCUCCUACCUGCUGUGGAUGUAUGGAGGAUGCCCACCUUUCUGCAGUAUCCCCUUCUCCACCUCAGGGGGCUCUCUCCCUUCACCCAGAGAAAAGGUGCACUUGCUUAACUCCUACUCCGGGCUCUAAAAUGGUGUGGCCCUUUCUUUUCCACCCUGGAGUAUUUGGGAAUGAGGGGGGGAGGGGCUUUUCCUGGAGAGGGAGACCAGAGACUCUCACAUGAGGGCUCUCUUCCCCAAACCCCAGAUCCGGCGUCCUUUACCAUGAGCCCCGCCCCCAGCACCUGCCUGCAGCUUCCUGACUUCAUUGUCUGGGAGGUGAAAGCUAUAGCACUGGAAGCUCCGUGGGGAGCUGUCUCACGGAGUGGUCUGGAGUGGUCUGGGCAGAUGCUGGCAGGCAUCAGGUGCAGUGCCCUGUGCCUGCCCAGGACCUAGAACCCUGAGGAGGAGGCCACCCGAGAUGCUGCUCCCAGUCCCACCACCUCCAUGCCUCAAGCCUUUGCCUACCCCAGGAAUGAGCUUUGCCUACAAUAUCCCUUGCCUGCUGCCAUCAGAAGAGGGGGCCCCUCUGCAUCUGAGCCCCCCCAUCCUGUCGUCACCUGGGCCCAUGGAACACUCUGAUCCGCCUCAUUUUGAAACCAAAAAAACUGCUCCUUCAUUCUCACCCUGAGGCCCCAGGGAAGAGGCCCGAUGGUUGGUGCCCCAGAGUUAAUCACCACCCCAGGGGUUGCCUCUGGACAUCAGAUCUCCCCUGGAGGGGUGGGGGGCUUGGCUGCUGCUGCUGCUGCUGCUCUGUAUUUGCCUCUUGUGAUCCUGUCCUUUACCCAUGUCCACUGCACCCAGGAGAGGCCUUGGUACGCCCUCUGCUCUGGAGUGUCCCUCUGCCUAGCAUCCCAUUGCCCAGCAGCUCUGCCCCCCAGUACCCAGCUGGGCCAGAGAGAGCCGAUUGUGCCAACGAGGACUGGGCCCUGCCCGGCUGCCCGCCUCAGGGAUGGGCACCUCAUGCCUGUCUCGCCACCUCCUGUGCCAAUGUUGUCCCACCCCACCCUCCACCUGGGGUGGGGUGCAGCUUCCACUUACCGGUUAGAAGAGACCACUGCCCAACCCCUCCCCUUUCCUGUCUGGUGUCCUGUGCCCCCAUCUGUCUGUCUGUUCGUCUGUACUACCCUAGAAGUAUUUUGCCACAUAUAAAACCGCCGUCCUGUCCUUUG